This is a messenger RNA of Lolium rigidum, 1844 nucleotides long. Its product is annotated as biotin--protein ligase 2-like. Gene Ontology annotation, cellular component: cytoplasm. The coding region runs from base 148 to 1269 and encodes 373 amino acids. Gene Ontology annotation, molecular function: biotin--[biotin carboxyl-carrier protein] ligase activity. Gene Ontology annotation, biological process: protein modification process. NCBI's taxonomy places the organism in Eukaryota, Viridiplantae, Streptophyta, Magnoliopsida, Poales, Poaceae. The transcript has 11 exons. The record is from RefSeq and is a predicted model, not a curated record.
CGAGCGGGCGGGCGGACCGGCUCCACCGCUCCAGCCUCCAGGACUCCAACUCGCCCACGCCCAGCCCAGGUACAACGACCAACCAACUCACCGCUCUCUCCAAAAACGUGGCGGCGGAGGAAACAAAGAAGAGGCUCCACAGUUGACAUGCCGUUCCCCUCCCGCCUCCCGCCACCGGCCGCCGCCGCCGCCGCUACUGCCGCGGCCGUGCUCGCCGCCGUCGCCCUGCGCCGCUACCUCUCCUCCCGUCCCCGCUCGGCCACGUCCGCGCACAUGAGCAGCGCUGCCCCAGCCGCCGGCGCAACCACCCGCCUCCUGCUCUCCGGCAAGUCCCCCCAGGACCAGCAGCUCCUCGCCUCCGCCGCCAGCGAACUCUCUCUAGAGGAUUUGGGCGGGGGCGAGCUCGCCGUCUCCCUCGCGCCCGACGGCGGCGGGGGCGAGGGCUUCGACGCGGGCGCCUACAUGGACGCGCUCCAGGCGCGGCGCUUCGGGAGGUGGAUGCUCUGGUCGCCGCGGAUGGCCUCCACGCACGACCUCGUGACGCAGAACUUCGCCAAGCUUCCGGUGGGCGUCGUGUGCGUCACAGACGUGCAGUUCAAAGGCAGAGGACGAUCCAAGAACGUGUGGGAAUCACCUCCAGGCUGUCUCAUGUUCUCUUUUACAUCACAGAUGAAUGAUGUACGCAAGCUGCCCCUCGUGCAAUAUGUCGUUUGCCUCGCCAUGACAGAAGCAAUCAAAGAUUUGUUCUGUGCUAAGGGACUUCCAGAGCUAGAUGUAAGGAUUAAGUGGCCUAAUGAUCUAUAUCUGAAGGGGUUAAAAGUUGGUGGCAUUCUUUGUACCUCGUCCUAUGAGCCGAAAGUCUACAACAUUUGCACUGGUAUUGGUUUAAAUGUCGAUAAUGAGAAGCCGACAACAUGUUUGAAUGCUGCACUUCAAGAACUUGAGGCAAAUGCAUCCAGACUGAAGCGAGAAGACAUACUAGCAUCGUUCUUCAACAAAUUUGAAGUUCUUUUUGAGAUCUUCGCAAAUCAAGGAUUUCGGGCUCUCGAGGAGCGAUACUACAAUGCAUGGCUUCACAGUGGUCAAAGAGUCGUUGUACAGGAUGCACAUGAGGACCAGUCUGUAAACAGUGUGGUCACCAUUCAGGGGCUAACACCAAGUGGUUAUUUAUAUGCUAUUGGCGAGGAUGGCAAGAGCUAUGAGCUGCACCCAGAUGGUAACAGCUUUGAUUUCUUCACGGGAUUGGUGAGGAGGAAGAUGGAAGUCUAGUAUUAUGUUGUCAUUACAAAGAUAGUUAGUGAAGUAGUAGAGCACAUUGUACACGGGGCUGGAAGGUAGGAACGAUCCCAGAAUAGAUCAAUGGCAUGGAAGGAUGGUUCAAACAUCAGCACCAUCACCAUUAUGUGCACUGCGUGCUUGGAAACAUGGGUGCUGUUCUCCAGAAAAAUCGAAGUUGCCUUCUCGUGGCAGGUUACUACUUAUGGGGAAGCUCAUUAAAUGCCAAAACUGCUAACAGAGUGUCCUGCUGUAGACUGUUCAUUCGAAAAGCAAGCCUGUUCAAACAAGUUCUUAGCGGGACCCUGUAGAGCAUGAAACGUGAGCUCAGGCCUCGAGGCUGAGACAUAGGAUUAAACUGAAUCUGAAUUCACAUGGACCAAUCAGUCAGGAGCUACUGGAGUCAAUGAAUAGCAGGAUCUGUGAAGAGCUGUGUGGACAAUUCUACGGCUGUUUUUUGUAACAACUUCGAAAACGGUGUGGUCUGUAUGCUUGUGAUUGCAACAAGUGGGCUCUUUUGAAGAUUUGUAUGGGAAUUAUGUAAGAUUUGGAUCCUAUAUUUUGACUCA